CAGAUCGAUCGCUGGUUGUAAUGGGCUUCAGGUUGUUCAGUGGCUGUGAGGGGAAAGAGGCUUCGCUAAUUGUUUUGUUUCGUCCGUAAACACGGUGUUCGCGUGUCCCCGGCUGCUUGUUGACCCUGCAGUCACUGUGGGUCGCCUGCCGCGUGUAGUCAGUUGAGUGCCGGACACUCCAGGGACCGAUGUGACGAUUUUACUGGACGCUCUGUACACCUCACGCUGGUGACAGGGAUACACUGUGCCAUAACGGCACAGAUGUGGGAAUAAUACUGAUUCAUUCACCUGGAGGAAAUACACAACUUCGUCAGCUGUCAUUAUUAGAUUCGACAUGGACACACCCGCCCUGUUCUAUGGAAAUGGUACGUAGGAAAUAACUAACGCCUGUUUUUGACCAAAGUUCUGUGAAUUUCUGGAAUCAACCAUUCCACACGAUCUGUUUAUUUGUCAUGUCAUGCGUAAACUGAAUCGAAAUCGUGACUGCUAUACAUUCUUGCUGUUAUUGACACAGCAGCUAGUGUGAGCAAAACGUUGUUUCAGUUGCGCUGUCCUCGGCAUCUACAGCAACAGGUGCGAGCUGCUGUAACACCUUGCUUUUGUGCUACACGUGACCUCCAAUGCCGAGAUCAAAGACGGCCGCCAGGUGAGACCAGAUAGACUUAACUGGAACAUGCUACUUGGGAUGAAUGUCCGGUGACGUGGUCAGUCCGGACACACGUUCACCGCGGGGAAGCGACUGCGGUUGAGAACGUUGCACGUGUAUGUUACAGAAUGUAUCACGCUUCCAUGUAGCAGACAACAAUUCAAGGUUUGGAUAGCAGACGUCAGUUGUACUUUACUGUUUUGUGCGGGCUACGUUGCAGCAGUGAUGCUACCUACCUGUUGCUAGCAGACGACAACUGCCUCAACACGGCAGACGACAGGUAGGCAAGGAUAUCAGACGUUCAAUGGAAAGACUUCCAUCGACCCCUGUGUGACAUGUUCCUCUAUCGUGACUUUCAUGCUUAUGUUAUGACACGAGGGGUAGACGUCUCGACAAUCUGAUGACAACCAUCUUCUGAUGACUUUCCGACCAAUGUGAUAAAACAAUUCACCUCUGUCUAAACCGAUUAAUAUCGCGUGGUGUCUGAUGCCGUUUCUCCAUAUUCCGGCACGUGACAGGUGAGCAUCAAGCAGACGACAGUCAGAUUCAAGAACGGAUUUGAUGAAGCGACAGAGGAAUACAGAAGACGCAGCGCUUUCGUGUCCUUGAAUCAGAUAAAGGGAUGACAAAAUCGGAAUUACUGAAACACCAAGUAUCAUCCUGGGAUUCAAUUUCAACAAAGUAUCUGGAGUAUCGUAUUCUGGCUUUGGAUUCACCGGGUAAUUACAAGACAAGCGGGUUAUAACUGAUAUCAAAUCCUCAUUAUUUUGUGUCAUCAUUUCCGGAUCUGCUCCGGACAUCAACACCUAGCGACGAGGGUGUCAGAUAUUGUCGCUGCAGCUGAAGUGUGUGCUGGUACUGCCGGUGGAGUGUGUGUUGUUACUGACGGUGGGGUAUGCGCCCACCAGCUUACUAUGUUGUAGACUUCGUGAUAUUAGUGUUAAUCAUUACCGUCAACACGUGAUGGCGACAGCUGCUUCUAUACUGGAUGCGUAUAGAACCAGGUGAUUCGGUUGGCCUGACCUCGUUUACUGAGUAGAAGUAAUCAUCAUCGAAACAUUCCUCCGUGGUUUACAGGGAUACACGAAUAGAUCAAUGAAAAUAUACCCCGACACAUACUUGUUUAAACAUCGAUGCUACUGUGUCCAAAACGAUCAGGGUCUGAAUAUGUUUACUGUUUAUGAUUGUUUCUGUUCGUUGUGUAAGUGCAGCAUAUGACCCGGAGACUCGACACCCGUGUGACAGAGGAUGUUCCAUGGCUUGACUUCAAUGGUGUAGUCCACAUCUCCAUCUAUGCAGACCCAGAGACAUUUGUCGAUGUCCGCGGACAAUGGUUGAGUACGGCGUGGCGAUCGCGUGGAUGGUGUUGUCGCCGGUCGCCCUGCUCACGUGUGUCGUGGCCGUGGUCGUCAUCGCUCACUACAGACCCUUCUUCCACGGCACCGACCUGUGUUUGAUGUCCCUCCUCGCCUGCCUGAUGGCCAACGUCAUCCUCCUCAUCCCCAUCCCAGGGGUCAUGACCUUGCGGGGAAUCCCCUGGUCUCAGCCGCUGUGCUACUGCUACAUCUGGCUCAGCGUGACGGUCAGGGUGGCGGAGAUCCUGAGUGUCCUCUGUAUGUGUGUCCACUGGAUGACCAUGCUACGACUACCGUCGGGGAAACAGGUAUACGGGUCCACCAAGGCCGUUAAGGUGUACGUGGCCAUCAUGUGGCUUCUCGCGGCCCUCAUUGGCAUCAUGCCGAUUAUAGGUGCAACUGAAGAUGGAUACUCGACCAAAGGAACUUGCUUCUUCCUGCCGCAUGACCUUGGCGUUAGUUUCGCGUUGUUCUUCAUCAUCCUCAAUCUCUGUUCCAUCGUGUUGUGUCUUAUCUGCACGUCGGACACGGUGGUGUUGUUGCGGUACAUGCGGCGUGUUGCCGUGGUCAAGUAUCAAGCUGGGCGUUUCUACCUUCCGUCAACGUCAGCUGUAGCCAAGACGGGUUCUCAGACGGUGCACGCCAGGUACAAUGAGUUGACGUUCUCUUCCGACUUAUGUCGACUGGUUCUUGCUGUCGUCAUCGCCACCGCAGCCAUCAACCACAUUCCGUUUACGCUAAUUGAGUUCAGCCAGCUUGUUGAGAAACCAAACAGAGCUCUUGUCCAGAUGGUAGUGCAGUGGUUGUUGCUGGUGCAGUCGCUCACGUUACCGCACGCAUUCUGGCUCAUCAGCAAACGCUACAGGCACGCGCUCAUCUAUACGUGGAAGGUCUACGUUCUCCGAGAUUCUGCAGCGGAAGAAGAAGAUCCUUCUGCCUGCACACUACAGUCUUACACAAGGAAGGUACGGGACGUGGACGGUCAGACUGUCCGCGUGGCGUCCAGAGCCCCGGGCAGACAGACAGCAGUCGUCACCGACAGAGGCAACUCCAACCACGUCGCCAACGGACAAGCCGUCAGGGCUAAUGGCAACGUCAUACAAGGGGCGGUAAACCACGUGCAUGGUGAUAACAGAAAUGGCGGCAUGUUGGAAAUCCGGACAACAGAUUUAGAUGAUGGGAUGAUUAUUAUGACAAAUCACAGCGCUAAACACGGCGGUAACCACGACGUGACGUCACGGCAGAGUGAUAGUGGGAGGAACAGUAUGAGGGAGUCAAGUCCCGCCAGCCCGUCCAAGUCCCUCCUGUCAACCCCGGUAAGGGGGGACGACUUGAGGCGGACAGCGUCAAGUUCCUCCCGUGUUGAAUGGAAGGAACAGAUGAGACGCAAGCAUCUUCCUGCCAUAUUUGUAAAUGAAGCUUUUGACGGAGACGAGGUUCCGUGUGAAAAUAAACUGGCUUCGCCCAAACGGGUUGAGCCGCGUGAGAAGCGAAAAACCGGAAGUGAUGUAAGUCUUUAUUACAUGUCAAGUGACUAUCACCAUGACAGCCUGACAGACAAUAUGCCCCGUAUUCGCCACCAGGAGAGUGAAAGUGAAGGCGCCAGUUACACCUACGGUGACGAUGACAUCGACAACAUCCUCGACACCCAACACACCGCCGUGGCCGACACUAGCAUGUCCAUGGACAUGAACGAUGCAUUUGAGGAAAUGUUAAGCGGAGUUACUUCAGACUGUGUUGGUUUGGAGGAGUUGACCAAAGAGAGUACUACAGACCCGGAGCAUCAUGUUUCCGGGCACGUCGAUGUUGAUGUAGUGCCUGUUGGUGCGGUGGAGCAUUACGAAGAGCCAGGUACUCCCGGAAGUGAUCAUUCGAUAACUCUGGAGCCAUACCGAGAGGAGAGACGUCCGCCCUGGAUGGACGAAGAUGAUCUCUCACCCAGGUCUGGUGAGUCACUAAACACAGCUUAUCCGGACGCUUCUGGCAACCCCAAUGCUGUACAGUUUGGGACAGACAUUGACAAAGGUUUUGAAGAAGCUCUAGCUUUAAACUAUGCCGCGGGCUAUGGACCAGGGGGAUUAGGGCUGUGUUUCGAAUCCAUUAGAGAGGAACCUGAAGAGACUGUUAGUGAAGGUGGUACGGAGGCUGACGCCGCUGCAGGCACUGUGUUCAAGACGCAAGCCGUUGUCUCGUCUGGGUCGUCCUCCGGAGCAAGCUCUAUCUCAGAUCGUCCUGGACUCGAUGACAGCCGGUCUGACACCAUACCGCUCAACGGCGUCUCUGAACCUAUAGCCGAAGAAUGUUCCGAGGAGGAGUUAGAGCAGUACGAGAAGAAUUAUAAAGGCCCCUUAACAAGCUUCGGCCGCUUCUAUAACAACCCGACAACAGAGAACGUCAACGGACUGACACCUUUCAGGACGUUUGGUUAUUCCGAGGAUGGCCCCCCGGCCUCUCCUCACUAUAACGCGAAUAGUGUGGACCAUCAAGUGUAUAAUAAUAAUAGUGACCGUGAUAACCACGCUAACCAAGAGCAUUUAAAACCAGUAGAACAUAUCGACCACAAUGAUUCCUUCUACUCGGAGCAUGCCCCAGAACAGACCGGUGCCAGACAGAGGUUCACGUUUUCUGAAGCCAAUGGACAAACUGGACCGGACGAUCAGACUUAUUAUUUCGACGGUAAAGAUGGCGCCUGGUCAAGUCCUGACGUGCCGUCUCCCAAACCUGGUAUUCAGAGUCUAGGGCCCUGGCCCGAGAACGAGGAUGACUUACAGGAUUUUGAUAUGUCUUUCGACUCUGAUUUUUCCGAGGUGUCCACUUCAAACAGUCAGUCGGAUGUUAGCAAACCACAAGUCAAUGGGUUCGUGUCAUCCACCGUCUCUAGUCACGCAGUUAAUGGGGAAACACCUGAGACUGAACAGGACGCUGCGUUCUUCUGAUAUAGUUAUGUUAUGUACUACUCAACUUCAGACAGGGUAACUGAGGUACCGAAGCCUUCCUGUCCAAAUAACUUCCAAAUUAUCAGUUAUACGUUCAGUGUGUCAUGAAAUAAUUGGAGGAGCGGGUGGGCCAGUCGUCAAAGGCGUCGCAAUUCGCUGUACAGAGUAAUGUCCAUUUGGAGCAAGAGCAACCUAUGGUAGCGGGUUCGAAUCCCAGAAUUACCUUGAUUAUAUUUCUCGGUUUGUCAGCACCAUACCCGUGUUCGGGGGAAUCACCAAAGUGGAAAACGUCAAAGACUUGCAUUAUUUUGAGCUUUCUCCCACCUCAAGCUGACACACCGUGAUGCAACUGAAAUACUGUUCAAAGCGGCGUUAAAGUAACGCUCAUGACACAAUGGGAACACCCCUAUCAAAACUUGAGUAGUGUAUAGUUACGGUUAUUCAUGACUGCUGCUGAA
Haliotis rufescens (red abalone) is the source of this 5395-nucleotide messenger RNA. RefSeq lists its product as uncharacterized. Gene Ontology annotation, biological process: G protein-coupled receptor signaling pathway. The coding region runs from base 1977 to 4937 and encodes 986 amino acids. Gene Ontology annotation, cellular component: membrane. The record is from RefSeq and is a predicted model, not a curated record. The transcript is spliced from 3 exons. NCBI's taxonomy places the organism in Eukaryota, Metazoa, Mollusca, Gastropoda, Lepetellida, Haliotidae. Gene Ontology annotation, molecular function: G protein-coupled receptor activity.